AUGGGGCUGGGAGUCGUGGGCGGCGGAGUUGCCGACGCUCUCCUUCAGAACCCGUCACCGGUGUCCGAACGUGUCGGGCGCGCGGUCAAUUUGCGGCGGGUGCUGGUGCGUGACACGUCCCGUUCCCGGGACGUAGAGGUCCCUCCCGGGUUGCUGACGACCGACGCGGGCGAAAUACUGGACGAUCCGGAAAUAGACAUCGUAGUCGAGGUUAUGGGAGGGUCAGACCCCGCGGCCGACUACUUCCGAAGGGCACUGGAGUCGGGCAAGCACCUGGUCACCGCCAACAAGGAAGUCAUGGCCAAAAAUGGCGUGGACCUGUUGGAACUAGCUCAGGCCAACGGAGUGACCCUUCGGUUCGAGGCCAGUGUCGGUGGUGGAAUACCCAUAGUCGGCUGCUUGAUGAAUGAACUGGCCGCCAACGAUAUUUACCACAUCCGCAGCAUCAUUAACGGCACCACGAAUUUCAUCCUGACCAGGAUGGCUCUUCAAAAGGCGCCCUUCGCCGAGGCAUUGGCCGAAGCCAAGGGACUGGGGUACGCCGAGUCAGAUCCCACCAAUGACGUCGAGGGGAUCGACGCCGCCUACAAGCUGACCGUGCUGGCGACAUUGGCCUAUGGACGCCGCUUCCGGCCCGAGCAUGUGUAUCGGCAGGGAAUUUCCGCUCUUGAACCGCAAGACUUCCGCUAUGCCGAGGAAUUCGGCUUUGCCAUAAAAUCACUGGCCAUUGCGGAUAUCCAGGAUGGCGAGGUCCAGCUGCGGGUAUAUCCGGCCCUGGUUCCAGCGGAAAACAUGCUUGGCAACGUGAAUGGCGUGUACAAUGCGGUUGAGGUCCACGGUAGCCUGACCGGGCGGGUUCUGUUUCACGGCAUGGGUGCGGGGCGCGGUCCAACCACCAGCGCGGUGCUGGGAGACCUCGUCGCAACUGCGCGCUUGAUGAGCCGAGAGACUUCACUUGCGGGCCCGAGGCAUUUCAAGGAGCAGGCUGCAGUGCGAUCCAUUGGCAGCGUUUUUACGAGGUAUUACAUUCGCUUGAUUGUGGCCGAUCAAGCCGGGGUGCUGGCACAGAUCGCGAGAGCCCUGGGGGACGAGGGUAUCAGCAUCGCCUCGGUGCUGCAGAAAGACACCGAUCUCGAAUCCCAAAGCGCCGAGAUCGUAAUUAUGACCCACCCGGCGCAGGAAUCGUUCGUUCAGCGGGCCCUGCUGUCUAUCGGCAACCUGGAACCGGUACGCCGCAUCGGCAACAUGCUCAGGAUCGAGGAAUAA
Molecule: messenger RNA, 1266 nt
Organism: Geodia barretti
Lineage: Eukaryota; Metazoa; Porifera; Demospongiae; Tetractinellida; Geodiidae
Source: the annotation of a GenBank genome assembly